GAAAUGAGAGGUAGUAUUAGCGUGAGCUAGGGAGAGGAAAAAGAGGCAUAGAUGGAGGGAGGAGGGGUUUAAUCAUGCCUGGAUUAUGGUGUUGAUAGUAUAAACUGGUCGGAGAGCAAGAAAGAGAGAGAGAGAGUAAGUCCCAACAGCCCACCCAUCCAUCACUCCAUCCCAGACUGUUGUCAUCUCUCUACUCAGUGAUUUUUAGAUCCAUCAGGAUGUGGGGUUAAAAAACUCAGCACAAAGUAUAGUCUUCCUUGGAUGAGCGGGGUGCUGUAGUGAUGGGAAGAGCAUGACAUGGAGAUGGAGGUUUAGGUGGAUGGAGUGUUGUGACUGCUCGUGUGGAGAUGCGACCUCACCAAGUGUAUUCUGGGAUAUUAUUUUUUCUUUAUGAUGAUGUCAUGGAUGGCUCUAUUGCAUCUCUUGAGCAGAGGACUUCUUAAAGAAGAGAUGGACGCAAACACUGGCGAUGCCGGACAGCGGCGCAGAAAUGGGCCACGGCGAGCGAGGCUGACGAUGCUCCCGUGGAUUAUCCUAUGCAGUUCGCUGUGGCUAAUGGUCGACGGCCAGAUGAAGAUCUCACCAGAGAUUGUGCAGAAGUGGGCUGAGUCCUUCGGCAAAGAGAUAGCGUCCCUCUCCACCAAAUACUCCGGAGCUCAACUACUUCAAAAAAAAUAUAAGGAUGUGGAGGGUGUGUUGAAGAUUGAGGAGGUGGACGGGGAGGAGCUGGUCAAGAAGUUUGCAGAGGAGAUGGAGAAGAUGCUUGGAAGGAAGAUGAAGUCUGUUAAGAGAUUAGCAGAAGCAGCCGAGGAUGCUGAUCUUUACCACGAGUACAAUGAAACGCUGGAGUUUGAAUACUACAACUCCAUGCUGAUCAACACGGUGGACGUGGAUGGCAACCCACGGCCUCUGGGAGGAGAAUUCCCGCUGGAAAAAAACGAACACUUCAGCAAACUGCCGGUCAACACGCAGCAGAGUAACAUCCAAGUGCCCACGAAUGUCUACAACAGAGAUACAGACAUCCUAAAUGGCGCGUACAUGUCGGAGGCUCUCAAUGAUGUCUUCAUAGACAACUUCCAGAAGGAUCCCACCCUCACCUGGCAGUACUUUGGCAGCUCCUCAGGCUUCUUCAGGCUCUACCCGGGGAUCCAGUGGAUCCCGGAUGAGAAUGGGGUCGUCACAUUUGAUUGCAGAAACAGGAACUGGUACAUCCAGGCAGCCACCUCCCCUAAAGAUGUGGUCAUUGUGGUGGAUGUGAGCGGCAGCAUGAAGGGGCUCAGACUCACCAUAGCCAAACACACCAUCAACACAAUACUGGACACGCUGGGGGAGAACGACUUUGUCAACAUCAUAGCUUAUAGUGACUACGUUCGAUACUUGGAACCGUGCUUCAAGGGAAUUUUAGUCCAAGCCGAUCUGGAUAACAGAGAGCACUUCAAGCUCCUGAUUGACGAAAUGCACGUCAAAGGAGAGGGCAAAGUAAAGAAUGCAAUGAAGGAGUCAUUCCAGAUCCUCAAUGAGGCUGCCGGGCUGGGCCAGGGCAGCCUGUGCAACCAGGUCAUCAUGCUGAUAACAGACGGUGCCAUGGAGGACUUCCAGGAGGUUUUUGAAGAGUUCAACUGGCCAGAACGGCGGGUUCGGGUGUUCACUUAUCUCAUUGGACGUGAAAUGACAUUCGCUGAAAAUGUCAAAUGGAUUGCCUGUAAUAACAAGGGUUAUUACACACACAUUUCGACGCUGGCCGACGUCCAAGAAAACGUCAUGGAAUACCUGCAUGUUCUCAGUCGGCCCAUGGUCAUCAACCACGACCAUGACAUUAUAUGGACGGAGGCCUACAUGGACAGCCUGCUGUUCAACAGUCAAGCCCAGAGUUUGCUUCUGAUGACGUCAGUUGCAAUGCCUGUGUUCAGCAAGAAAAAAGAGACGUUGUCUCAUGGAAUUUUGCUGGGAGUUGUCGGAACUGACGUCGCCCUGAAAGAACUAAUGAGAUUAGCGCCGAGAUACAAGCUGGGUGUCCACGGUUAUGCUUAUCUCAUCACAAACAAUGGCUACAUCUUGUCUCAUCCUGACCUCCGUCCUCUGUACAAGGAAGGAAAGAAGCUGAAGCCCAAACCCAACUAUAACAGCGUCGACUUGUUGGAGGUGGAAUGGGAAGACACCGAGGAGAAGCUCAGGACAGCCAUGGUCAAGGGAGAAACCGGUACCUUGUCCUUAGACGUGAGGACUUCAGUAGAUAAGGGCAAACGAGUGAUGUUCCUCAAGAAUGAUUACUUCUACACCAGCAUCAAUGAGACACCUUUCAGUCUUGGCAUUGUGCUGACAAGAGGAUAUGGGCAGUAUAUAUUCAUUGGAAAUGUCUCUGUGGAGGAAGGUCUCCAUGAUUUACUGGCUCCCGAUUUGACCAUUGCCAGUGAAUGGACCUACUGUGAGACCGACAUUGACCCAGCACAUCGUAAACUGAGCCAGCUGCAGGCCGUAGUCAGAUACCUGACGGGUAAAGAAUCCGAUCUGAAGUGUGAUGUGCAGCUCAUGCAGCAAACCUUAUUCGACGCAGUGGUGACGGCUCCAUUGGAAGCUUACUGGACCGCCCUCAUGCUCAACCCGUCAGGUAUGGAUGACGGCAUUGAAACAGCUUUCCUGGGCACACGUUCCGGCCUGAUGAGAUUCCAGCGUUACACUGGCAUUGAGAAGCGAGUUGGCAUGUCGUUCCUGACAUCCACCGAUAAGGAGAACAUGUUCACGCUGGACCACUUCCCGCUGUGGUUCCGCAGGGCGGCCGAGUACCCCGCUGGACAGUUCCUGUAUUACAUGCCGCGACAGGAGACCCGAGACGUGUUCAGGGAGUAUGAGGCUGACUAUAGCGCCACCUUGAGUGCAGAGGAGACGGAGCAGCAAGCUGAGGAGGGAGGGGAAAAACGGGGGGAGGAGGAGGAGGAUGAGGAGGCGGGGAGAAUCGUGAUCGCCACCACUGCCAUUACGGUGACCGUAGGCAAGAAGACCGCCAUCGCCGGAGCCAUUGGUGUCCAAAUGACUCUGGAGGUGAUGGAAUCCAGGUUUUGGGCCAUUGCCUCACAGCCAAACGACACUGAUUGCUCUGACGUGGAGGGAGUUUGUCCUCUUCGCUGUGACAGCUUUGAUAUGGAGUGCUACGUGAUUGACAAUAAUGGCUUUGUCCUCAUUUCCAAACAGCGCGCUGACGCCGGAAGGUUCUUUGGCGAGGUUGACGGCUCGGUCAUGACGACGCUCAUCAGAAUGGGCAUGUUCAAAAGGGUGUCUCUGUUUGACUACCAGGCUAUGUGUAAGAUGAACGUACACUCCAUCAGCAGCGCCCGGCCAAUUCUCAGCUCGUUCUACGCGUUGGCAUCCACCCUCAAGUGGUUCCUCUCCAACUUCCUACUGUUUCUCCUUGAGUUUAAUGUCUGCGGAUUCUGGCACACGGAGCACUUUGCAGAUGCCUCCGUGCACAAGAAAAAGGGGGACGUCCUGCAGCCGUGCGACACCGAGUACCCCAGCUUUGUCUACGAGGCGUCAGUCAAAGAGACCAACAGCAUCAUUAAGUGUGGACACUGCCAGAAGAUGUUUGUGGUGCAACAGAUCCCGCAGAGCAACCUGCUGAUGUUGGUCGUGCAGGCUGACUGCGACUGCUCCAGGCAGUACUCGCCGAUCACCAUGGAGCCCGAGGAAGUCAAAUAUAUCUCCUCAGUAAAGUGCGAGCGGAUGCGGUCCCAGAAGAUCCGCAGACGUCCGGAGUCGUGCCACGCUUACCACCCUCAGGAGAAUGCAAACGACUGUGGGGGAGCUUCCGCCGCAUGUCUCUCUGCCUUCCUCCUCCUCGUUUGUCCCUCCUUUGCCUCGUUUCUCUCCCGAUGGUGACCCGAACGGUGCCACAAGUGGAUUUAUUUUGAUCCAUAGCACAACUCAAAGUCUAAUUUUUUUGGUCCUGACAACCUGACGAACUAUUCUCUCCUUUUGUCAAGUGGUGAAGAUUGGCAGUUGUUGCCAUGGAUACCACUCCAUUAGUGACUUUCUCUUCCACCACCUUGUAUCUCCAAAUGAAUGGGAGACUAAAGAGAGGCAGGUGGCUGCUGUGACUCACGCGGAUGAAUUAUGAAUCACGCGAGCGAAUGUAAUGGAGCCCGUGGGGAAAAAAAUAUUUUCUGAUUUACCUUCACGCCGAAUUGUAUGUGGUCAUGCCUAUCAUAUUGUGGAGCAUAGGGAAGAGCUUCGAUAUACUAAAUGGAAAGACACUGAUACUUAUAUAUCAGAUUGGAGUAAUUUUUUCAUACUUUAAAUCUUUAAAUAUUUCCAAAUAUAUCACUCAAGGCGGCACAGUGCAAAAGUGGUUCGCACAUCUGCCACACAGUUCCGAGCUUGAGGGUUCAAAUAUUGGCUUGCAUGAAUCUCUAUCCACAAAGUAGCACUGAAUUUUGCAAAGGUUGGUGACCCUUGACCUACAUUAUAACUAAAUAUUGAACAGACACCUGCAUCUGGAUGAAUGGAUUACCUAAACUGCGCUUUUUUUUGGUUUGUUUUUUAACUGCUCUAUGAGUCAAAUUGAGGUGAGUUAAACAAUGAUCAUUCAACAUAUGGACAAUGUCAUUUAAUUUAAAAAAGUCAAAAAGAACAUAUUCAUCAGUAUUGUUGCCUUCUGUGCAUUAAUAGUGUAAAUCUGACAUUAUAGGGUAUUUUUAUACACCACAAGUGUUUAGCUUUUCUGAACCAAGCAUGUUUACAUCAAAUUGCCUGACUGACCACCUUGUUAGACUCAUUCAUAAUGUGUGUGUAUUUGCAACUGUCAUGUAGAAAGCAGAAUUUCUCUUGUUUUUAUUUACAGUAUACAAUAUAGACCAUGUGCUUUAUGAUUGUGUCCAUAUUGCACAUUUGAUGAACAAAGCCAUGAUUAGGACAUUAAAGUAUCCAUUGUGUUUUUGUCUUGCUCUUGUGUUCUAAUGAUAUUUUGCCCCUGUUGUAAAAUAAAUACUACAGAAAAAAUGAAUAAAAUAAACUUGAACCAAAUCAACA
Molecule: messenger RNA, 5022 nt
Organism: Phyllopteryx taeniolatus (common seadragon)
Lineage: Eukaryota; Metazoa; Chordata; Actinopteri; Syngnathiformes; Syngnathidae
Gene: cacna2d4a
Product: calcium channel, voltage-dependent, alpha 2/delta subunit 4a
Exons: 41
Coding region: 391-3873 (1160 amino acids)
Cellular component (GO): voltage-gated calcium channel complex
Molecular function (GO): voltage-gated calcium channel activity
Source: RefSeq, a predicted model, not a curated record